Molecule: messenger RNA, 1162 nt
Organism: Babesia bovis T2Bo
Lineage: Eukaryota; Apicomplexa; Aconoidasida; Piroplasmida; Babesiidae
Product: ATP-dependent Clp protease proteolytic subunit family protein
Exons: 2
Coding region: 315-1052 (245 amino acids)
Biological process (GO): protein quality control for misfolded or incompletely synthesized proteins
Cellular component (GO): endopeptidase Clp complex
Molecular function (GO): ATPase binding; ATP-dependent peptidase activity; serine-type endopeptidase activity
Source: RefSeq, a predicted model, not a curated record
AUUAUUGUAGCUAAAUAUACUAAUACCGAAAACACUUUCCUUUUUCACUAUAAUGCUCCUACAUCAUAUAUUCCAUAUUUGGUAUUAAAACGACGGUCUUUUAUGUAACAGAAUGUGUGUACAUUAUAUACGUCAGUGAAAUACCUUGCAAAGCGUCGAGCGCCAAUAGCACGUAAUUGUCCUAUUUUGUGGCCCUUCCUCGUUAUGUCGAAUGCCGAAGAAUAAAGCAUUGUUAUUUUGUUAGAACACCUACCUUAGUUGGUCUUUCGGCUACGAUAAGUAACUGACAAUGUUGAUCAUUCUCCACGUAGCAUAUGGCAACGAUGCAUUGUAUCACCGGAAUAUUAACUAUCAUAGUGCUUCUACAGGGAUUUAUUGCCACUUUUAAAAUAGAACGUAGAAACAGGUAUUACAAGCCUUGCAGCAACUAUUUAACCGACAAGUUGUUUAUGACGCCUUUAGGUGUGCCUCUCGUGGAGUACAAAAUACCUGGAACCCAGCGAUCUGAAUUCCAUGAUAUUCAUACAAGGUUAUAUAGAGAACGUAUUCUAUUUGUCAGUCAAUCUCUCGAUGAGAGCUACACUAAUAUGAUCAUCGGCACACUUCUAUGUCUCGAUAGCGACUCCAAUGAGAAACCAAUCACGUUGUAUAUCAAUAGCCAGGGUGGCCCAUCUACCGCUGGUAUAACAUUAUAUGAUACGAUUAAACACCUGAAGUCUAAAAUUGCAACAAUAAAUGUUGGCUUCUGCAGUGCAACGGCUUCGCUACUGCUGGCCUCUGGAACACCGGGGAUGCGCUCAGCUCUACCUCAUUCAAGAGUUGUUAUGCAUCAACCCGCUGGGACACUGGAAGGGUCAGCAGAGCAAAUCAGAAGCCAGGCUCAAUAUAUGCUUAAUAUGAAGCGAAUCUUGCAGAAAUUAUACAGCCAAGUAACUAAUCAGCCUUUGGACAACAUAGCUAAGGAUUUAGAACGUGAACAGUUCAUGUCAGCUGAAGAAAGCCUACAAUACGGAUUGGUUGACAGAAUUAUCAGGACAGACCAUGCAAAAUAGCAUACAUAUAACAGACGCAACUUUGCCGAACGUCCACUAAAAAAUAAUUCCUGGUUUCUUGUAUAGUUAGAACGUUCGAAUUUACAUACAUGUACAAUCACUGGAUAAAU